CGGGCGUGGUUUCGGCUCGGCUGCAGAGGGAGAGAGAGGGGGAGCGGCUCGGGGAACAGUGCCAGGUGAAAACAAUAACGAUCAGCUGGCAAUGAUUGUGUGUGUGUGCUCUCCCCCAUUUGAGCAGUGAGGCGGGCGAGCGAAGGGAGGCCCCGAACGAGCGAGCAGGACGCCGGCACGUGUGCUGCAAAAGCAGAUAAAUAAAAGAAUUAAAAACUGGCAGACUGGUCUCCAGCGUCUUCCUCCCAAACCCGACCCCGCACACCUUACAGUGGCGCCCAACUCGGCGGAUGACGGACGAAAGGCAGCAGGAUAUGCCGACCCAACCGGCGCUCGCACUGGCGCAGAUGAUUGGGGAGCUGGCGGGGAUCCAACGCGAGCAGGCAGAGGCGAACCGUCAGUUCAUGGGGAUGCUCCAGGUCCAGGUGGGGAGGCAGGCCCAGGCGCUGGAGCAAUUGGUGGAGCGGUCGGGACCCGCACCUCCACCACCGGGGCCGACAGCGUUGGCAAGCCUGACCCUCCACCGCAUGACAGCAGAGGACGACACCCAGGCGUUCAUGGAAGCCUUCGAGGCAACGGCGGAGGCGUGCGGAUGGCCGGAGGGGGAAUGGGCCGUGAGGCUGCUCCCGCUGCUGACCGGGGAGGCGCAGACGGCCGCCAUGGGGCUUCCCCCGGCGGCCCGGCGGGACUACCCCGCGGUGCGGAAGGCCGUGGUCGACCGGCUGGGACUGCUGCCCGAGGACCACCGCCGGCGAUUCCGGAGUGCCAGGCUGGGACCGGAGGACCGACCCUUCGCCUACGGGCAGCGGCUCCGGGACGCGGCCGCCAGGUGGCUCCAGCCGAACGGGGUGGGGACGGCGUCAGGGGUCGUGGAGAAGGUGGUACUGGAGCAGUUUGUGGAGGGGCUCCCGGCCCGCACGGCGGCGUGGGUCCGGUACCACCGCCCACCGACGCUGGAGGCAGCCAUCACCCUGGCCGAGGACCACCUGGCGGUGCACCCCAGCGGGCGCGACGGACGGGAGGGCGCGCCACCCUCGACCCUGAAAGCAGCCGCACCACGGGGAUGGGGCCAGCAGCUGACCACAGGGCGACCCCGACCAGCCCCACGGCGGGAGCCGAUGACCCGACACUGGGACCCCCCGACCGCAGCGAGCCCCGGCACUCUUCCUGACCCACCCGGAGGUUCUCAAACGCCAGGGCAGGAGUGCUGGAAGUGUGGGCAGCCCGGCCAUCUGCGGAGGGAGUGCCCGCUGAUGGAGGUGGGGCAGGUGAUCCGGGUUGCCGGCGCUCCAUCACCCUCCCCCGGCCCGGGAGCGACGUACCGCGUUCCGUGAGGCGGGCGAGCGAAGGGAGGCCCCGAACGAGCGAGCAGGACGCCGGCACGUGUGCUGCAAAAGCAGAUAAAUAAAAGAAUUAAAAACUGGCAGACUGGUCUCCAGCGUCUUCCUCCCAAACCCGACCCCGCACAC
This is a messenger RNA of Pungitius pungitius (ninespine stickleback), 1469 nucleotides long. RefSeq lists its product as uncharacterized. Gene Ontology annotation, molecular function: nucleic acid binding; zinc ion binding. Bases 291 to 1334 code for a protein of 347 amino acids. The transcript has 2 exons. Lineage: Eukaryota; Metazoa; Chordata; Actinopteri; Perciformes; Gasterosteidae. The record is from RefSeq and is a predicted model, not a curated record.